AUGGCGAGCCUCAGUCUUGAGAAGGAGGGGAGGCAGCGGUCGCUUAAAGAGCAGCAAAGAAAGCCCGAUGAUGAUGAUUCUGAGGACAACCAAUCGCAAGCCUCUGAAAACACCGGAAUUGACCCUGGUGGAGGCCGCACAUUGAUUAAUGGCUACAGCAAAAGAACAAAGAAGCUUCCUUGGUCUGUUCUGCUGGCUUAUGCAGCCCCGAUGAUAGGCGCAGGAGGCAUGAAUUUCACAUUAACAACAUUUGCUGCAUACUUCUAUACAGACACUAUGGGGCUACCCCCAGGUACCUAA
Eimeria acervulina is the source of this 300-nucleotide messenger RNA. RefSeq names its product transmembrane domain-containing protein, putative. The coding region runs from base 1 to 300 and encodes 99 amino acids. The transcript is spliced from 2 exons. NCBI's taxonomy places the organism in Eukaryota, Apicomplexa, Conoidasida, Eucoccidiorida, Eimeriidae. The record is from RefSeq and is a predicted model, not a curated record.